This is a messenger RNA of Rhagoletis pomonella (apple maggot), 630 nucleotides long. RefSeq lists its product as uncharacterized. The transcript has a single exon. The record is from RefSeq and is a predicted model, not a curated record. The annotation marks the transcript as partial. Lineage: Eukaryota; Metazoa; Arthropoda; Insecta; Diptera; Tephritidae.
AUGUUUCAUUCUCCCCAACACGACACACAAACAUCUACACGGACACAAAAUAUAAACGAUUCGCUUAUUGAUUUGCAGAACAAUACGUAUCAAGAGGAAUUAGCAAAUCCUUAUGCCAGUCGUAUUAAUAGUGAGAUUUGUGCUACUUCUGUUAAAUUACCGCAAUUCUGGACAAGUUGUCCAGAAGCAUGGUUUAUUCAUGCGGAAAUGCAGUUUAGUACAAAAAAUAUCACGCAAGAAACAACAAAAUACGAAUAUACAAUUACUGCACUUCCGCAAGAAGUAAUAAUAACCAUUUUAGACUUUAUACAAAAUCCACCGGAAAACAACAAAUUUGGGGCAUUAAAACAAAUUUUAAUAGAGAGAAAUUCGUUAAGUGAGAAUGCAAAACUAAAUAAAAUUGUAUCUGAUUCUCAAAUUGGUGAUCGUAAGCCAUCCGAAUUUUAUCGAUCAAUGUUAUUACUUUCUGGUUCCAAUUUUAGUUCGGAUAUUCUUAAAAAACUUUGGUUAAGAAAAUUGCCUAAGAAUAUUAGUGUGAUUUUGGCGAGUUCAAGUAUUAGUGACAUUAAUGAAUUAACGAAAUUAGCAGACAAUGUUUGGGAACAAAUUAACAAAUCAGAAUUAGCUUCU